Lucilia cuprina (Australian sheep blowfly) is the source of this 759-nucleotide messenger RNA. RefSeq names its product endocuticle structural glycoprotein SgAbd-9-like. NCBI's taxonomy places the organism in Eukaryota, Metazoa, Arthropoda, Insecta, Diptera, Calliphoridae. The coding region runs from base 39 to 413 and encodes 124 amino acids. The transcript is spliced from 3 exons. The record is from RefSeq and is a predicted model, not a curated record.
CAUUUAAUCAACAAUAUUUAAAAAUAAGCAAUAGAAAAAUGACACCUGUUAAAUUGAUUUUCUUAAGCGUCUUAAUGACAAUUCUUUCGGGAACCACUUUUGGCGGUUUGUUGGACGCCAUAUUUAUACCCACCAUUUUACAAGAGAAAUAUCAACUUAUGCCCACCAAAGAGGGUUAUCGUCUAAAUUUAGAAGAACCUGAUGGCAGCAGACGUGAAGAAGUGGGUAUGAUUAUUAACCCCGGUACACCCGAAGAAGAACUAGUGGUUAUGGGCACCUAUUCAGUGUACGAUGAGAAAACUGAUACCGACACUGUCACUAUGUAUACCGCCGAUAAGGAUGGUUAUAAGCCUCGUUAUAUGCUUAAAAAUCGUAAAUUGAGUGCUAAUACACUGAAGUCAAUGGCUGGUUAACAGCUGAUCAAAAAUAUAUAAGUUUUUAUACUUUUCACCAUACACAUAUAAGGUUAUGAUAUUUUUAUGAGAAUAUUUUGGGGUAAUUGUUAAUUUUUUUAUAAAUUAUUUAUAAAAUAUAAUUAUAAAGAAACACAAAAAACUUAUGUAUGUGUGUAUAUAUGUACUUAUAUGUAUGUAAUUAGCAUUUAUUUCAUAACUCUUAACUGACACGAAGACCACACCAUAUCACCUGUAAAAUGUUCGUAACCACAUUAUAAAUUAUAAUUAUGUUAAUAUAAUAUCUUUAUUUAAAUCUUUAUGAUACUCUUACUAUUUAUUUGCCAUUAAAUCAUGUGUAUUGAAA